This is a messenger RNA of Seminavis robusta, 4470 nucleotides long. The record is from the annotation of a GenBank genome assembly. Lineage: Eukaryota; Bacillariophyta; Bacillariophyceae; Naviculales; Naviculaceae.
AUUUCAGUCUCGAGCGGAACUGUUUCGUGCUUUGGAUCUUUCCACUUGACUUCUUCUUCCCGUUGCCUCAUUUAUUCACUCCUACAAUCUCACUGACUUCUUCUCAAGCAACAUGUCUUCGUCAAGCGCCAACAACCUCCCCUUCAAGGUGGACUAUGCCAAGAGCGGACGGAGCAAAUGUCAUACCACCAAGCAACCCAUUCCAUCUGGGACACUGCGAUUGGGGGUCAUGGUCAAGAGUCGCCAUUUUGACGGAAUGCAACCCAAUUGGCACGACGCCAAGGCAUUUUUUGCCAAUAAGCGUGCGAAAAAGCGUCCUACAAGUGUCCAAGAGAUGGAUGGAUUUGACGAUUUGCGACCCACGGAUCAAGAUCAAAUCGAAGAAUGGAUUAUGGCAGCUACCAAUACUGCCAGUACCAACCAGAAACAAAAAGGCAAGACGAAUGACAAGGAGAAACAAGCCGUACGAGAUCAAGCUCGAUUAGUGUGGGAAAUUCGGGAUUUCAUCACGGGAGAAAACAGCAGCGGCGGCAAGCCCCUGCCCACUGCCACCAUCAAGGCCAUCUUGCAAGAAAAUCAAAUUGCUGUGGACAAGUCGGCCGACUUGGUCAAGCUAUUGGCGGAUGCCGUCGUCUUUGGUGUGCCUCCUGUGGGAGACACAACAGCCGGUGGUUGCUGUGGCACACGGCCCUUGAAAUUUUGUGCUCAUACCUGUCGCUACGUCUGUCAGGCACCACAAGCUUGGGGAGAAUGCUCCUACAGUCAACCGGUAGAAGACACGGUCUGCAAGGCCAUUGCCAUUCCUGCCAGUGCGGCCAAGAACAAGGCCGUCAAGGAGUGGUUGGGGCAGAUCAAAGGAGCCUGUGGAUCCGUCACGUUGCAACCGCAGAAACGUCUCUAUUUGGCCAAACAAUCCAACAACAGCGUGGCCAAGGUCAAUCCCUCUAUUUCCACUUCCAAGACAAAGAAAAAAGCACCACCGCCACCGCCACCAGCGAAAAAGGGCAUUGCCAAACCCAAAUUGAGCCGGGCCACGGUCGAUCCCGAUUGUGGAUCCAUUGCUGCCACCCAUCAUGUCUUGGACGAAGCCUUCCAUACUACUGGCGUCAAGAAUCCCGAUUUUGCCGAAGCAUUUCCCGUGGAUUUGUACGAUACCGCACUCUGUCAGACCGACUUGUCCAGUGGGACCAAUUCCCAGUACAAAUUGCAAAUCUUGGUCCACGAUUUUUUUACGGCGGGCACUGCCGUCCAUUUGUGGCGGGUCUGGGGACGCGUCGGAGGACAAGGUGGCGGUGGCACCAAGUUGGAGGCAUUUGAUUCCGUCGACAAGGCAAAGGCGGAAUUCGGCAAGCUUUACAAAAAGUACACGGGCAACCAGUGGGAGGAUCGCAAGAGGUUUGUCAAGCAUCCAGGCAAAUUCUAUCAAUUGGAUGUCUCUUAUGCGGAUAAUAAUGGUGAUGAUGAAAGCAGCAACCCCACCAACAAUGCCAGCAACAAGAAGAAGCAAGCCAAGGUGGUGGCAGGAGAUCCCAAAUCCAAGUUGGACAGGAGGGUCCAGGAGGUUGUGGCUGCUUUUUUUGACAAGGGCAUUGCCACCAGCCAAAUGAAAAGUCUCAAGGUUGACUUGAGCAAAAUGCCGCUGGCCAAAAUCACAGAACGACAACUGAAGGAUGCUUAUUCGGUCUUGUCCGAGAUUGAGAAAGUUCUAAAGCAACAAAACGACAGUGCUAUGAGAACUGGCCAAUUGCAACAGUUAUCCAAUCAGUUCUAUUCCAAAUGCCCAUCCACCAACCCCAUCUUGAUUGAUUCCAUGAAACUGUUGAAGAAUCAAGUGGAAAUGGUAGACGAGCUGAUCAAUUUGAUGGCAUCCAACAACGUCAUGAGCAACAACAGCAACAAUGGAGCUUGUGGGGCCAUGGCACCCGUGGACGAAGCCUACGAACGGUUGAAGACCAAACUGACGCCCUUGGACCCAUCUGGAGAAGCAUAUGCCAUGUUGAAACAGUACGUGGAGAAUACCAGAAAUGCGACUGUUCCUGGUGUACGAAGUUUUGGCAACAGCAACUGGGAGAGUCGAGGAUUGCGUCUGUUGGAUGCCUUCGAGGUGGAAAGGGAAGGAGAGGCCAGUCGGUUUGUCCCGUCCAAGUCGUUGGGAAAUCGCCGGCUUUUGUGGCACGGCAGUCGGAUCAGCAACUAUUCGGGCAUUUUGAGUCAAGGGCUGCGAAUUGCUCCGCCCGAAGCUCCCGUGUCCGGUUACCGAUUUGGGAAGGGAGUCUAUUUUGCAGACAUGUUGGGAAAGAGUGCCAACUAUUGCCGCACUGAUGGAUCAGCAGAGAUGUUUGUCAUGGCUUGCGACGUGAGCUUGGGCAGCACGUUUGAGACUCCUCGUGACAUGUACAUGGAAAAGCCACAGCCUGGCUCCCACUCAACGCACGCUCUCUCCGAUAUCAUCCCCAAUCCGUCAAUGGCGAUGCAAAUGACGGAUAAAGGGGACAAAAUCUCUGCCUGCAGCAACGGCAUGAGCGCCAAACAUCAGGUUCUCGUUCCAUUGGGAAAACCAAUCCAAAACACCAAUGCAUCACAGACCCUCAGCUGCGAUGUCAGCGAGUUCAUUGUCUAUGAUCAAGCACAGGUUCAGAUCCGAUACUUGUUGCGGUUGACCACCAACCCAAGAACCACGGCAGCAGAUGGAGCGGUGGGAACAAAUGUCCCGCAAGCAAGCACAGGUCCACGUAUCUUCGUGGGAGGGGUUCCGUUGGCCAGAUUGAUGCCCGGUGCAGGUAUCCCACGGAGAACUGCAUCUAGCGCCACAAGCGCAGCGGCGCACUCAGUUGCUGCCAGAGCUCGUUCCAGCGACGACGAUAGUGACGAUGACAGCACUGCUCCCCCAAAGAAGAGACAGAAAAAGUCAGUCACCUCCUUUAUCCGAUUGGACAGAGAAGACAAGUCUCAACCCUCUCGUUCUGGGUUGAACGUUUUGAAUUGCCGCACGUUUGUGGAAGGGCUUCGGCUGACAGUCGUCAAGGGUGAUAUCACGGACGCAGCCACAGAUGCAAUCGUUCUUCCAUCCGAUGGGCAGCUCAGCUUGGCCGGCAUGGUGGGAACCAAAGUCAAGCAAAAGGCAGGGCCUGCGUUUGUCACAGAAGUGAAUGCUCUACUUUCGGUGCAGACAGCGUCGCUGGCUGCAGCAACCACCCAACAAGCAGCCGCACCAGUAUCACAGCUUCCAAGCAACCUCAGACGUCUCGAAACGACAACAGCAGGAAAGACAAUAAGAGAGCUCGCCACAGACGCCAACGUGCCUUACCUGACGCCGUUCUACAAAGUCAUCAAGAAGGAAGACGUUUCCGCCACCAAGGAUAUCAUUUGUUUGGAAACAGGAGGGGCGUUUCAUCGUGGACAGGCCGCCCGCACGUUUCUUGGCAUGGCAUCUGGCAAGAAGGUGUCCAUUGCACCGGGCCAAAUCCCUGCUGGAGCUGAGGUCUUUGUGCAAAGCACAAGCCACAACCGCAAGAUUCCCAAGAACUCGGCCGUGUUGCUGGAGACUUCCGUCGCCGCCGCCCCUGCGCCUGCCCCCACCCCUGCUCCAGUGGCACAGCAACAGAGGAAGACACUAAAGACUAGUGAAGCCUGUGUCGUGAGAGGGCACGACCUUGCAGCAUCUCGAGUCAUCUUCGUUGUCUCGCCAAUAUUCAGCCAACAGCCAUCCCCGAUCGCAGCACAGAAGGCGCUCAACCUGGCAGUCAGGAAUGCGCUCAAGGAAUGUGCCCGCCUGCAGCUUGAGACCGUUACCUUGCCUAGCAUUGGGAGUGGCAGAGCUGGUUACGACAAGGGACAGGCAGCUGCCUGGAUCAUUGAUGCUAUUGCAGAUUACUUGGCGGAAGCAGGUGGCAGUCACACGAAGCGACAAUCUUUGCAGGAAGUGUGCUUUUGCCUCUUUGACAAUGAGUCAUUGGAGGCAUAUCGCUUGGGCAUUUUGCUUCAUGAGAAGAAUUCAAAACGCAGUUGAGGACGUAGCACGGAGUUGAUUCAAAUCCUAAAUUUUGGCAUGUUCAAUCUCUUCCUUUCAGCUGGCGGUCGCACCCUGCAAGAGGGCACUUGGUCCUGACGACCUGAGUCACCUUUACAUAGAAAGAGACACGAGAGUGACGGGUCCUGGCGUUGUGCAUGUACCGGUACCGGUACCGUCUCAUAAAAUCUUCCAAUAGAGUGCUUGCAGUUCCAGCGGUACCGUACGGUACCAUUACAGUGUACUGGAUGUACCAUUCUCAAUCAAGUUGAGAUUUAACACGCGUCAUUAGUUAGGAGACAAAACAAAGAGCUACUUGUAAGACUUGGCGAAACAGAGUUUUUUUGGGUGAAUCUUCGCAAAGUGAAAGUGUACCGUACCCAUAGUCUAGUCUAUGGGAAAGAAUCGAAAAACGAAAUGCUCUGGAACACCCCCGAUAAUGUCAUUUUGAAAGAUAUAAG